UCCAGAUAAGGUUACUUAAGGCGCCCAAAUCCCCCGCAUUACCCCUCCCUCCCGGCUUCAUCCUCCUCCAGGCUUCAUCCCUCCUUCAACGUUGGACUUUCACAAAUCUAUCUUCUCACUUAGGACUAACCAUUUCUAGAACAAUAUGCCUGCAUACAUUGUUACGUGCAAGGAGGACGCAUCGGAUGAGGAUGUUCAAGCAACAAAACAACAUGUCAUAGAUCAGGGUGGUAAAAUAGGACACGAGUAUACGCUCAUCAAAGGCUUUUCGGUGACCUUUGAUGAUGAGGCGAUAACAACACUUGAGUCGCUUGAACAUGUAAAAGCAGUUGAGGCGGACAGUAUUAUGUCAACACAGUAGGCUCAAGGGGAGUUACGGGA
Molecule: messenger RNA, 381 nt
Organism: Aspergillus pseudotamarii
Lineage: Eukaryota; Fungi; Ascomycota; Eurotiomycetes; Eurotiales; Aspergillaceae
Exons: 4
Coding region: 146-361 (71 amino acids)
Biological process (GO): vacuole fusion, non-autophagic
Molecular function (GO): endopeptidase inhibitor activity
Source: RefSeq, a predicted model, not a curated record